CCUGGGCCUGGCCGUGCCGUACCCGUACGGUACUUGUCGAACCGAACUAUCCCAAAUCCGCAAACCCCAAUUCGCAGGCGGCGGCCAGUUUCCCCCGAAGGCCCUAACCGCCGCGUCGCGAUGCCGGCGGCGGCAUCGGUGGCGGACCCCCGCCUCGUGCGCAAUACUUGCAUCCUAGCGCACGUGGACCACGGCAAGACCUCCCUCGCGGACCAUCUAGUGGCCUCCGGCGGCAGCGGCCUCCUCAGCCCGAAGCUGGCGGGAAGCGCCCGGUUCAUGGACCACCUCCCGGAGGAGCAGCGGCGCGCCAUCACCAUGAAGUCCUCCUCCGUCGCGCUCCGGCACGCGCACCCCACGGGCGUCCACCGCGUGAACCUGAUCGACUCCCCGGGCCACGCCGACUUCUGCUCCGAGGUCUCCGCCGCCGCGCGCCUCUCGGACUCGGCGCUCAUCGUCGUCGACGCGGCCAAGGGCGUCCGCGUCCAGACCCACGCCGCGCUUCGCCAGGCGUUCGUCGAGCGCCUGCGCCCCUGCCUCGUCCUCAACAAGAUGGACCGCCUCAUCACCGACCUCUUCCUCUCGCCCGAGGACGCUUACGCGCGCCUCCGCGGCAUCGUCGCCGAGGUCAACUCCAUCUACUCCACGCUGCGCUCCGGCUACUACUUCUCCUCGCUCCAGGACGACAAAGACGGCCGCCGCGCGGGCGGCGGCGAGGAGGACGAUGACGAGGGCGACGCCUUCCAUCCCCAGAAGGGCAACGUCGUCUUCGCCUGCGCCCGCGACGGCUGGGGCUUCCGCAUCCACCGCUUUGCCGACCUGUACGCCCAGAAGACGGGCGCUAGCAGGUCCAAGCUGCUCAUGGGCUUCUGGGGUCCGUACUACAUAGACAAGAAGAAGAAGGCGGUUCUGCCUCUCCCUCAGAGUAACGAGGCCACGAGCAGUGGCGAGGACCAGCAGCCCAUGUUCGUGGAGAACGUGCUCAGGCCUCUGUGGAAGGUGUACCAGAGAGGCCUGAGAUCGAAUAGCGCCAGGUGGAUGGACGACAACGUGGUCUCCUUCUUCAAUCUGGUGGUGUCGCCGCGGGAGCUGUACAGCGAGGACCCCAAGACGUCGCUGCAUGCCGUGAUGCGGGCGUGGCUGCCGCUCGCGGAGUCAGUCAUGGAUAUGCUCGUCGAAUGCACGCCCGACCCCGUCGCCGCCCAGGCGUUCAGAGUGGCAAGGCUUAUGCCCGAGAGGAGGACUGCUGCCGCCAACCACACCUGCAGCAUUGUCGCGGAGGCAGAGAUGGUGAGGAGCUCUGUGGCGGCCUGCAGCGCCAGCGCCAGCGCAAGCGCGCCCAUUGUGGUGUUCGUGUCCAAGAUGUUCGCGGUGCCGUACACGAUGCUGCCGUGCAGGGGGCUCAACAGGAAGGAGUUGCUGAUCCAUAGCGAGCCGGAGUCAGAGGGGGAGUGCUUCUUGGCCUUCGCGAGGGUCUUCAGCGGCGUACUCCGUGCAGGGCAGAAGGUGUUCGUCCUGUCAACGCUGUAUGAUCCGGUAAAAGGGGACGACGCGGCGAGCAAGCAUGUGCAGGAGGUGGAGCUGCACUGCCUGUACGAGAUGCUCGGGCAGGACCUGAGGCCAGUGCCCAGCGUUGCUGCAGGCCACGUCGUGGCAAUCCAGGGCCUUGGCCAACACGUGCUGAAGAGUGCAACACUGUCGUCGACCAAGAAUUGCUGGCCAUUCUCGAGCAUGACGUUCCAGGUGUCUCCGAUGCUCAAGGUCGCUGUUGAGCCUUCCAACCCUGCUGAUCUGGGAGCCCUUGUAAAAGGACUGAAGCUUCUUAACCAGGCAGACCCGUUGGUUGUGUACACUGUCUCACAGAGGGGCGAGCAUGUCCUUGCUGCAGCUGGCCAGGUACAUUUGGAUCGCUGCAUCAAGGAUUUGCAGGAGAGGUUCGCCAAGGUCCAGCUGGGGGUCUCAAAGCCGUUAGUGUCAUUCAAGGAGACCAUCCAAGGAGAAGGUGUUGGCUUAUUGGGAAGCAUGAAGGCCCAACAGGGGUUUGUUGAGAGAACCACUCCGAAUGGGAGAUUCAGUGUGAAAGUUCAAGUCAUUAGGCUUCCCAAUGCACUGACUAAGGUCCUUGCCGAAAGUGAAGAAUUACUUGGUCAAAUCAUCGACGGGAAAACUUCACAGCUUGAUCAGGAUGGUGGUAAUUCUAUUUCUACAACAAUGCUUAGGCAGCGCUUGAUCUGUGCCAUUGACAGUGAAUUGGAAGCGAUCUCUGAACAAGUGGAAAAAGAGAAGCUUGAGAGGUGUAGGAAGACAUUGCUUGGAUACCUUCAGAGAAUCUGUGCCCUAGGUCCUUCACAUGUUGGACCAAAUUUCCUUCUCUUGCCUGACUUUGAAUCAAAAUGUGGUGUCACAGCAAGCCCAAAUGGAAAGGAAGAUAUUCUUGUGAGUAGCAAGUGUCAUGUAUCAGAGAUAUUGGGGUUUGCGCGUGCACCUGAUGCAGAGACAAAAAAUGCCACUGAAAGUGAAACAGAGACAUCGACGUAUUCUCUCGAUUCUGAAGCGCUAAGGAACAGCAUCGUCUCAGGUUUUCAGUUUGCCACAAAUGCAGGUCCCAUAUGCGAUGAACCUAUGAGGGGUGUGGCAUUCAUUGUUGAGGCACACCUUCUGUCUAACAACUCUGAUGUUGCAAUUCCCUCUGAUGAUAACAUCUUCACUGGGCAAGUAAUUACUGCAGUGAAGGAAGCAUGCCGAGAAGCUGUUCUUCAGAGCAAGCCAAGGCUUGUGGAACCAAUGUACUUUUGUGAAUUGACCACACCGACAGAGCAGUUGGGUGCUGCGUUUGCUGUUCUGGGUGAUUGUCGGGCCAAGGUUCUGAAAGAGGAGAUGCAAGAAGGAACAUCUUUGUUCACAGUGCAAGCUCACUUGCCAGUUGCCGAAAGCUCUGACUUCCCUGAGAAACUUAGAAAGCGAACGUCAGGUGCAGCUAGUGCGAUUCUAGCAUUUAGCCACUGGGAGGUUAUCCCUCAGGACCCCUUCUUUACCCCGAAAACUCCGGAGGAGAUUGAAAGAUUCGGUGAUGGCUCAAGCAUUGGACCAAACUUGGCCAAGAAGCUCAUGAAUUCUGUAAGGCGAAGAAAGGGCCUUCAUGUUGAAGAGAAAGUUGUGGAGCAUGGCACGAAACAGCGAACUCUUGGGAAGAAAGUGUGAUUUUAUUCAUGAGAAUAGGAAGUUGGUGCCUUGAGCUCCAGAUUUUGCCCUGGUAAACUGAAAUAUAAUCAAAUGUGCAAAUUAUAUAUAGGGAUUUAAAGUUCUAUUGUACGAGUUCUUUUUUUUUUUGGGUGUCGUGCUUAUGAGUUCUAUUGGA
Molecule: messenger RNA, 3355 nt
Organism: Sorghum bicolor (sorghum)
Lineage: Eukaryota; Viridiplantae; Streptophyta; Magnoliopsida; Poales; Poaceae
Product: elongation factor-like GTPase 1
Exons: 1
Coding region: 121-3198 (1025 amino acids)
Biological process (GO): cytosolic ribosome assembly
Cellular component (GO): cytosol; ribonucleoprotein complex
Molecular function (GO): GTPase activity; ribosome binding; GTP binding
Source: RefSeq, a predicted model, not a curated record